This is a messenger RNA of Spirometra erinaceieuropaei, 4286 nucleotides long. NCBI's taxonomy places the organism in Eukaryota, Metazoa, Platyhelminthes, Cestoda, Diphyllobothriidea, Diphyllobothriidae. The record is from the annotation of a GenBank genome assembly.
AUGCUCGUGCAUUCGCGUUUGCAGCCGUCAGCCGGUUUCCCCAACGUAGUCGCAACUUCCGCAGCUACUGUUAUUGCUCCACCACCACCACCACCACCACCACCACCACCACCACCACCACCACCACCACCACCACAGGUGAUGGACGUAACCCCGAUUACAGUUUGGGUGUGAUCUACGUCAGCCCAUGUAAAAACAUUUUCGAAUAAUCCAGCGUAUUUGGAGUUUACAGCAGUAAUUCUAUUUACAUUUGACGUUGAUCUUAUUCGGUCAGACGACAAUGACGCGAGUAUGCAUUCACAUUGUGGUUGAUUGUUUUCAAUAAACUUUUAAAUAACAAAUGUUACCAAAAUGCUGUGAGUAGGACGUUGUAAUUGCAUUGACAUUCGCCGUGUACUAGCCUACGCAAGCACGGGAGUCUGAGUGACGAUUAUUUUAUCGUGUCCUUAAGAUCAUUCCAAAAAGACCACUCACAAACUCACCUCAUCCAAAAAUUCAGUAACACAGGCUGUUGAGAAGAACUGCCUGUCCAGCCUACUGUGCUGACUACUCAAGCAGGAUUUUCCAGACAAUCAGUCUAGAAUCCAUCGCAUGACUACUAGACUAAAUUAACUAAUUUGUGUUUUGGUGGAUAUAGAUAAUUAAUUUGAACCUGGUAGCCAUCUGGUCGACUAAAUCAUCAUCAAUAUGGGUGCGUUGUGACGCUGCUUUUUUGUCUUGGGAAUUCGCAAAUUUCUUGAGGACAAUUGGACUGCAUACGCAAACGACAACGGAGACCAGGUCCAACCGGUCCCAAUUUUUUUCGGUUACACAUUUCCAACAAAAGCGUUCUGUGGUGAACUGAAUUCAUCCUCGAUCUUACCUGAGGAAGAGAUACUAGUGACUCUAUCGGAUAGGCCUCUCCAGCCUGUCUAGCCCUCACACUUGAGGAAUAACAACCCAUUCGUUUUUGCAACCCUCCGUAAGAUAUAUUCCGGUAACUAUUGAGGCGACUUUUCUGCAGAUCCCGCCAGCGCAGUUCGUCUCCUCCAAUCAAAGUAUACUUUGCAGAUUUCCCAUUUCCACCUGGUACACAAUGAGUGCUGAGUUGAACUUUGGUCGAAUAUGAUCAAGAGCACGUAUUUGGAGGCGAUGGCAUUGGAUAGUCAAGCAUAAAGUUUGAAGUGAAACAUUUGCUCAAAAUAAAUACCUUCUUUUUUCAUGUUGGCACUGUUAUUUGACUUACUUUUGUUUUGUUCGUUUUGUUUUUGGCCACACCUCGCACAGUGGCAGAACUAGAGGAGUUGACGCUGGAAGCCCUCCCUCAUUCACCAUACUCACCAAAUCUUGUUCUCCCCGACCACCACUUCAUCCGGAACUUGGGGGCUUUUUUGCUAGAAAAUCAUUUUAAUUCUGACAAUGCGGUAAAUUAUACCUCCAAAAAUUUUAUUCACUCUCGGUUACCAGGCUUUUGCACCACCGGACUGGACGAGGUGUCGCCGAAGUGGAAAAUGUGUAUGAGCAAUAUGGGUGCAUACUUUGAUGACUAAAAUUAUUCCCUGUAUUAAUAAAACAUUAACAGGCUUCUGUCCGUUGCAAGGGCCCCGUGUUCAGUAUCCUAUUCUGCUAAUCAAAUUCAGUAUUCUACGAAGUCAGCUGAUGUUGGAGUUAUUGGGUUUCCUGGUUUGAUUGAGGUAGUUAUUUCAUGUGUCCGUCUGUAUAAUGGCGGUCUCAGAGUUGAACACGGAAAUUUGGACCCCCAGUGGUGCAGGUGACAUUUUCCUAAAUUCCAGGCGGGGUAGAUUUAGCGUUAUGGAUAAUACUGGGGUUGGCAUUGAUGUUAAAGUAAGGAUUACUAUUCGGGUAAGUUAUAAGGUUAAAGAGAGUGUUAUGGUAAUUGUUGGUUUUAGAGUGGAAUUAGGAUACAAGUGUAGUAACUCCCUGUAAACUAACUCGAGACCUGCGCUACUGCUGAGGUUCAUGGCCACGUGUCCGACCAUUGUCAGGAUUGCCGUCCUUGUUAAGAGAAUAUCAUUGGCGGUCCCAGACGGAGGCAUGCCGUCGGUCGAAAGCCUGGCAGACUUUGGAGAUCCGAUGCUCAAUGCCGUCGUCUGUUUUGGUGUUAAAGAAGAGUGUACUACCUGGGUAGGCAAAGUUGUCCGCAUUUUUGCUUUGGGUUCCUUUGGCAUUGCACGAGGGUCAUUGUUUUGUCAAUUGGACGCCGGCUAGAGCAUGACUACCGAUUCAUCCGUAUUGACGGUCGGCCCGAAGUAAACAGAGCAGACGGUGAUGAGCUCCAUGAUUCGUUGCGUAUCCGCUUCAGUCGCAGUGCUGGGUGCAGAGUUGGCCAUAAAUAACAGGCCGGAAAUAGAGGUCAUGGAGAGAGGCACUGGGGUCUGCAUGCGCCGGGUAAUGAGAAUUUGGCUGUCCGACCUGUAGACGACGCUGAUCCAAGAACGCUCAUCAUGGUAUGCAUCAGUUAGCGUGGUGGAGGCUGAAGAGGAUGGCAGCGAGUGCAAUUCACAGGAUCAACGUAAAGUUCACUACUAAUGCCUCUGGGAAUCUUCCACUGUCUGCGAUACGUAGCAUUAUUCCGUCGUGUAGGUUAGAUAACAUGCCAGUAAAACACUGCUGACAUUCGAAUUUCUGGACGGCUUUCCAGUGUUCGUUGUGAUUCGCUGUAUCGAAAGCGCUUUCAAGUCUACAAAUGUAGUAUAGAAGCCGGCCAUCAUUUCGCCACACUUAUCCUCCAGUUGGCUGGCGGUUAGGAUCGUAUCUAUCGUGCUACAGUUUCGAAAAAUCCACAAUGGUAUUUUGAGGGGAGUCCUGGCUCCAGCUGGCCGGUGGGGCGAUUGAGAUGGCUGCAGACGAAGAGUUUCUCUACAUUUUUGAACAGCCGGAUUGCUCUAUGAUCAUCGCAGAGUUGACGGUCCCCAUUCCGCUUUUAGAGAUGGACAAUGGUCGCGGCGUUUCCGAACUGCUGGGACCGGUGAGGAGAGUUGUUAUUCCGAUGGUGAGCAGCGAUGCGAUUGAAUUGGUGCAGCGGCCGUAGACAUUCUUGAUGGCGGCGAAGAAAUUUUCUUCAUCUUUGGGGUUUGUUUAUCCUUGGAUUUUAUUCAAUUUGCUAUCCGUCCACGGAUCCCCCAUUUCCCGCAGUCAGUGCUGCACAAAGCGAAUGAAUUUGAGGAAGGCCGCUCUGUCUACGCCUGUCCGACGGUUGAUGCAGUCAUAUUGCACCCUCUUCUUCUUCUUCUUCUUCUUCAUCAUCAUCAUCUUCUUCUUCUACUUAUUCUUAUUCUUCUGAGAGAGUGCGUUGCUGGUUUCUGCGUCGUCGUUGUCGUCAAACCGAUAACGGCGUUGACAGCAUGUUCGACCGAGGACGCCCAGGGCGGUGGAGUAGACUGCUUUCUGCUGCUGACACCACUGUGUCUCCAAAGCGACGUUGUCGUCCGGAACAUACAGAUUUUCCUGACGCUGAACCAAUUGAAUGCUGAAGUAUAAGCGGUGAGCAGACAAAUUCAACAAAGCAGUGUUAACUUACCUGAUGGUCGCCGAGCAUGCAAUCUACUACGAUGUUGCGGUUGGAGUCUCAUCCUCGAGAGGACGAGCCAGUGAACUGUCCAACCGUCGGCGUCGCAGACCACCUUAGUCAAUAGCUCUUCCCGUCAAUCUGGUCUCCGAAUCAGAAUGUAUUCCAACAGCCACCAGCGUUGAGAUCGAGGGUGAAUCAUGGUAACAAUCUCUCGCAUUGGAAAGUGGAAGGCCGUGGGCUGUGUAGGUUCUAAGAUAGAAGAGACUGUUGUGGUUGAAGCCACCGAGUCCAUGGGGACCCGACGCUUUCUCCCAGGUCGCGUGGCCUGUCCAAGUGCGGGCAUCACUGUCGCCAAGGUCCAUAAUCUUGUCCGCCUUAGGCAUAGUUGCCAUGCGGAUUCUGUGCCGAAGUGAGGGCCGGCCUCUAUACUACCUUUGUUAACUUGUCGACACAGCUGUCGACACAGCGAAUCGCAACGGACACUAAAAAACCCUCCAGAAAUUCGAAUGACAGCAGAAAACUCUAUCCUUGCUCCCUCAUCAUACUUAUAAAUUCAUUUUGCUGACACAGUUACAGGUCAAGGUCACAAGCAGGAGGUCGGACAUUAAGACUUCGAAUGCACGACGGCGAGGUUCACCCUGAUAUCCACAUACCAAAACUACCUCGCACAUGCCCAAAACACCACAACAAUCAACACCACUAGAAGUCACUCUACCAGAGUCUCCAUAAUCAUAAUCAGCAGCAGCAGCAGCAGCAGCAGCAGCAGCAGCAGUAG